UUUUGAUCUGGUAAAAGUUUUUCCUUCGUGGUUGAACGCAGAGAGAAGGCAGGGGGGUCACGUGACCUGCACUCAGGCUGCAGCAGUCGUCGUUUCUAAAGGAAGUGUUCGAACCACCGAAGGCUUCGUCUGACGCAGCAAAAUUAAGAUGUCGAGAUGUGGCUCCGGAAAGGAGAAAUGACACCGCUGUGAAGCCUUCUACCGAGGAAUCGUCAGGAGUUUGACCGUCGAAGCGGCACCAGCUUUCUGAAAGGUGGAAAAAGGCAGAGCGCCAUGGAGACUCCGGACCACAGCGGCGAGCUCGUGGAGGACCGGGUGCUGGUCAAAGAGGCGGAAAGGAAGAAAAUUCUAGUGCGGUUUCCUCCGUAUGGCGGCGAUGGUGACACUUGCCCGACGUGUCGAGGCACAGGACGAAUUCCCAGAGGCCAAGAGGAACAGCUGGUUGCUGUGAUACCGUGUAAUGAUGUGAGACUGAAACCCAGACACACGAAGCUGUACGUGCUUCUGGCCAUGGCUCUGUGCCUCUUCGUUUGCUGUCUGAUUCUGUUCUUCCUCUUCCCACGGAGCGUCAGCCUCACCCCCCUGUCUGUGCAGUCAGUGAUGGUCUACUUCACCCCUGACAACAUCAGCAUGGAUGUCACGAACCUCAUCAAGAUCUCCAAUGAGAACUACGUUCCAGUUCAGGUGGUGCAGUUUAACAUGCAGGGUCUGGUUAGUAAGACUGUGAUGGGAAAGACCAGCAUGACCAACAUGACCUCCAUCCAGCCCAGAUCCCAGAGAUCGGACGUCAUUAAACUCAACCUGCUGAUCACAGACAAAGGCUUAAACAACUACUGCAAGUCAUCCGCCAUCAAGAUUCACACUCUGUUCGUGGAGCUGCAAAUGACGAUGAACAUUUCCUAUCUGUCGCACAUGGAGCAGCUGUCUGUGGACACCUUUGAGUACAUCGACUGCGGCACCAAUUCCACCGUCCCACACCCAGUGAGAUGAUACACCGAGAACGCUGAAUUUGAUUCCAACCGCGUGUGUUUUGGAGUUUCCUGUACAGCCUAAACGCAUCACUACAGUGCCAAAAUGGGAGAAGAAAAAUGCUCCAAAUCCACUCAAAAACCAAGAUGACUAAUUUCUCUCUAAAUAUUCAGAUUCAUGUGUAAAAUUGCAAAGAAUUAUUUUCUUAAAUCUAUAUAAUUUUUUAAGUCCCUAUAGAUUAGCACAUUUUUAUGCAUUGAUGUCUGGGAAUAUUGCUGCUUUUUGCACUUUAAUGAACCGUGAAGCUUCAUGAAUAUUUUAAUUUACUGUGAACUGCUUUUAUUUGUUAUGUUUUAUACAUCAGUGAUACUGUCUUUCAAAGAGAGUCUUUAAAACAAAAACUAUCUAAAGAUAUGCCAUGUUUUUCCAGAGCCUGGAGGGAAACCUAUAAACAUUUUUUUUCUGUUUUGAGCCUGUUAUUUUAACAGGAGAUUUUUUUUAAAUAAAACUUGAAAAUAAAAGGGAAUUCAACAACACUGUUUAUAUGUUUUAAUUAAAUAUGUUUUAUAUAAAUGGCUUUGAUUUUAAAGCACUCUGCAGAAACAAUGUUUUGGCUCUUGUCCACAGUGCCUAUGUGUUUUUGACAAAUUUGAAAGUAUAAAUGUCAAAUAAAUGUUUGUAAUAAAAGGGCUAAACAAGUAA
Molecule: messenger RNA, 1671 nt
Organism: Oryzias melastigma (Indian medaka)
Lineage: Eukaryota; Metazoa; Chordata; Actinopteri; Beloniformes; Adrianichthyidae
Gene: tmem106a
Product: transmembrane protein 106A
Exons: 8
Coding region: 274-990 (238 amino acids)
Source: RefSeq, a predicted model, not a curated record